CGCGUCUUUUCUCGUCACCGCUGGCUUCUUUGCCUCCCUUACUCCCGCCCUCUCCGAAACAGAGUUGCUCUCCGAGCCACAAAGAAAGAAAACAACAGCCGAGUCCAGUUUAGCUCCGUUACCAGUGCACCCUCAGUAAUCCCCUUUAACUUCUUUUCGUUUCUAAAGCCGGUUUUUUCUUCUUCCUUUUUCUUUGUAUUGAAACUCCUUCUUGUUCGACCAUCAUGUCCAAGAUCCCCCCGCAGGUGCUGUCGGAGGCCAUCCAGGCCGUCCUGAAGGUGGAGAAGGAGCGCAAGUUCAAGGAGAGCGUGGACCUGCAGGUCAACCUCAAGAACUACGACCCCCAGAAGGACAAGCGUUUCUCUGGCUCGCUGAAGCUGCCGAACGUGUGCCGCCCGCGCAUGUCCGUCUGCCUCCUGUGCGACCUCGUGCACGAGGACAUUGCCAAGAAGGAGGGCGUGCCGACGAUGAACCAGGAGGAGCUCAAGAAGCUGAACAAGAACAAGAAGCUGGUGAAGAAGAUGUGCAACCAGUACGACGCCUUCCUGUGCUCGGAGUCGAUCAUCAAGACCGUGCCGCGUCUCGUCGGCCCGCACAUGCAUCGUAUGGGCAAGUUCCCCACCGUGUGCUCCCCGAGCGAGUCCCUCACCGACAAGAUCACCGAACUGCGCGCCACCGUGAAGUUCCAGCUGAAGAAGGUGCUGUGCCUCGGCACCUGCAUCGGCCACUUGGAGAUGACGGAGGACCAGCUCCGCCAGAACAUCACCAUGGCGCUCAACUUCCUCGUGUCGCUGCUGAAGAAGAACUGGCAGAACCUGAAGUCCGCCUACCUGAAGUCGACGAUGGGCAAAUCGCAGCGCAUCUACUAA
Leptomonas pyrrhocoris is the source of this 869-nucleotide messenger RNA. Its product is annotated as 60S ribosomal protein L10a putative (RPL10a). Gene Ontology annotation, molecular function: structural constituent of ribosome; RNA binding. NCBI's taxonomy places the organism in Eukaryota, Euglenozoa, Kinetoplastea, Trypanosomatida, Trypanosomatidae. Gene Ontology annotation, biological process: translation. Gene Ontology annotation, cellular component: large ribosomal subunit. The transcript has a single exon. Bases 225 to 869 code for a protein of 214 amino acids. The record is from RefSeq and is a predicted model, not a curated record.